Messenger RNA from Branchiostoma floridae (Florida lancelet), 3076 nucleotides. RefSeq names its product SWI/SNF-related matrix-associated actin-dependent regulator of chromatin subfamily A-like protein 1. Gene Ontology annotation, cellular component: nuclear replication fork. The transcript is spliced from 16 exons. Gene Ontology annotation, molecular function: ATP binding; ATP-dependent chromatin remodeler activity. The record is from RefSeq and is a predicted model, not a curated record. Lineage: Eukaryota; Metazoa; Chordata; Leptocardii; Amphioxiformes; Branchiostomatidae. Bases 209 to 2851 code for a protein of 880 amino acids. Gene Ontology annotation, biological process: DNA repair; replication fork processing.
UAUUGUGACGUCAUUUGAGGUCAUGGGUCAUAGAAAAAUGGCGGCCAAGUCGAAUUUGUUUUCUACGUUCCCAACGUUUCCUUCAAUUUCUCGUCUACCGUUUACUGAAGCGGGUUGAUUUUACCAGUGUUCUUCGGAGGAAAUACCACCGUAGGUGCAUCAUCACUCAUCAGUGCUCCUCCAAUAAAAUUGCAGCAAAUUCAUCACCAUGGCAACAUCACUAACAGCUGAGCAGAUCCGUCGUAUGGAGGAGAACAAGAGGCGAGCCCUCGCACUCCGCGCCCAGAGGCAGGCUCAGCAAACUUCUGGGCGGGACAACUCAAGCAGGAACACCAACGCCUUAUUACCACAGAAACAGAAUGUAAACCAUAAGGUGUCCAGCUUAGGACAAAGUAAAGAGUCAUGGAAUAGCAAAGCCACUAAAAUUGCACAGACAUGUACUAGUAAUAUUGAUACAGGCAGAUUUGGUAAUGGCCAUAGUAAAACUGCCAUAGGGAAGCAAAAUGUACCAGCAGUAACAAAUCCUGUUGCCAGUAAUCAACACGAAAGCUCCACAGAAACCAGAAGGUUCUACGGUUCUUCAAGUAAACUAACAGUUGGAAACAACACGGGAAAGACACAGAACUCAGGUUCAACUUUCUUCAAACAGAAAGGAACAAAUUAUGGGAAUGCUAAGUCAUCAUCCACAGGGUUUUCUAACCAGAGGGGCACAAGUUUUGCACCAAGCAAAGAGGGGAAACUCUUGCCAAGGUACGGAGAGGGAGGAACUGGAACAUGUGUGCUAGUGUCCAAGGAGAGAUUUGAAGUACAGGUUGGAUACUGUGCACCGCUCAUUGAGGUGUUCAAGCAGAUGCCUACAAAAAACUAUGAUAUGCAGACAAGGGUGUGGAGUUUUGAGUUGAAAGACUAUGAGAAACUGAUGCAGAGAAUCCAGAAAGCCCAGCUGCCCGUACAGUUGACCCCCCUGCCGAAGACAGUCCUGACCACCUUUAGGAACCAGCUGAAAGGAAACAUGCCAGAGGAGUUGGAGAGGAGAGUUCCAGAGGCAGACCUCAGUGGCGUGGAACCCAGACUAGUCAACACACUUAUGCCCUUUCAAAGGAGGGGGGUUAAUUUUGCCAUUUGGAGGAAUGGUCGUGUACUGAUUGCGGAUGACAUGGGUCUGGGUAAGACCGUACAGGCCCUGUGUGUGGCAGCUUACUACAGGAAGGAGUGGCCUCUUCUCAUCGUCACACCCUCCUCUCUCAGGCUCACAUGGGCAGAGGCGUUUCACCGGUGGCUGCCCAGUGUGGAUGCCCAGUCCAUUACUGUGAUGCUGACGGGGAAGGACAACCCUGCGUCAGGUCAGGUCACCAUCACCAGCUACGACCUCAUGGUCAGGUGCAGUCAGCAGAUCAGGGCCAGGGGGUACAGAGUCAUCAUCAUGGAUGAGUCUCAUGUGUUGAAAAACUUCAAGACAGCCAGGACAAAGGCAGCAUUACCACUUCUAAAGGCUGCCUCCCGAGUGCUCCUGUUGUCAGGCACCCCUGCCCUGUCCCGCCCCUCAGAACUCUUCACCCAGCUGUCAGCUGUGGAGCCCAGACUCUUCAGCAGCUUCCAUGAGUUCGGCAUCAGGUACUGCGAGGGGAAACAGACAGCCUUCUGCUGGGACUACAGUGGUUCCUGUAACAUGAAGGAGCUACAGUUGGUCCUGGAGGAAAGGGUUAUGAUCAGACGUCUGAAGAAGGAUGUCCUCUCUCAGCUGCCUGCCAAGCAGAGACAAGUGGUGGUGAUGGAGCCAGGAGCAGUCAACACAAAGAGUUUCAAUGCAGCUGCCAAUGAAAUGACCAAGAAACACAAAAAUAAUGCAGAACAGAGAGGAGCCCUGCUACAGUACUUCAAUGAGACUGCCCUGGUCAAGAUCCCUCACAUCAAAGAUUAUGUCUUGGACCUGCUGGAGGCUGACAGGAAGUUCUUGGUCUUUGCUCAUCACCAGAUUGUGCUGGACUCACUUAGAGAUGCUCUUGACAAGAAGGGUUAUGGCUACAUCAGAAUAGAUGGUAAGACCCCUUCUGACAUUAGGCAGCAGCUGUGUGACAGGUACCAGACCCAGGACAGCUGCCAGGUGGCGCUGCUGUCCAUCACUGCAGCCAGCACAGGUCUGACUCUCACAGCUGCCUCGCUGGUGGUGUUCACUGAGCUCUUCUGGAACCCUGGGGUGUUGGUGCAGGCUGAGGACCGAGCUCACAGGAUUGGUCAGCAGGACUGUGUCAAUGUCCACUACCUUGUUGCAAGGGGGACAGCAGAUGACUACAUAUGGCCUUUGGUACAGGGCAAGCUGGAUGUCCUGAGUAAAGCAGGCCUGACCAAAGAUGACUUCUCCACAGCUGACACAACCAGUUUCAAGGACCCCAACCAGGAGACCAUCCUCUCCUACCUGGAGCAGUCCUUCUCAGGAGAUGACCCUGAGGAUGAUCUGGCACUUCUGGAAGCCAUGGAGGAUUAUGGGAUGCAGGAUGAUGUCGGGGGUCAAAGUUCGGGACAUAACGAUUUCAAGAAGGAAAGUUUCGUUGGAGUGACAGGUAAACAAAGUGAUAUUUCUAGAGGAGCUACUAAAUCAACAUAUAGAGGGACAGAGCAAGCAACAAUGGACAAGUUUGUUGUGCAGCAACCUGAUGCUAUGGCACAAGGUACCACGGACAAUGAUAGGAAAGCAAAGCAUGACGGUAUUGAGACUGAUGAAUUUGGUCUCAAUGACAGCAUGGAUGAUGUGUACAUGAACGACCAUCUGUGGCUGGAUGAUUUAGGGGAGGAAGACUUUGACCAAGUAGACAUACUACAGCCAGAGAGCAAAAGGCAAAGAAAGGCAUGAUCAGAAAAAAAACAUGGCCAUAUGAAGACUAUAUUAUCUCUUUUUAGCACUCAACCAUUAGAGACAGAUCUAUAAAAAUAUCAAUCAACUACGUCGUUCUAUGUUCUAAAAGAGUAUUGAAGCCAAUUCAUUAUUCUGUAAUACAUUUUUAUUAGUCAUCUGAUAUAUUCAUACAUUUGUGUUGCAGUGAUUUGAAUGUACAUUGAAAUAAAGAUACUGAAUGUC